AUGGCGGAAGAGCAUGAUAAUCAUAUGAGAAACCUACAUCUCAUGGAAGAAGAGAUAAUCAGAGUGGCAGUGGAGAAAGAGGAUAUCAAUUAUGGAGUAGAGGAAACGAUUGAAGAGCUGGGUCUAGUGGGGAAACGCAACAUCAAUAGGGAACCCAGUCUGAAUAUUCUUAAGACCACUAUGUCAAAGGCAUGGAAUCUACUGCAGGGGUUCGAAAUACAGAAGUGGGACAAACAGAUCUAUGCACUGCAAUUCUACAACGUUGAGGAUCAUAAGAAGGUUCCGGAUGAGAUGGAUUACCACCAUCUGUUUGUCUUUCAAGCAAUAGACAGAGGUAAGGAUCCGGAUGAGAUGAAGUUGAAAUUUGGUUCCGAGUUAAGAAGCUACCCAGAUAUAAGAGAACUGCUACUAUGGCAGGAAAAAUAG
Molecule: messenger RNA, 426 nt
Organism: Linum trigynum
Lineage: Eukaryota; Viridiplantae; Streptophyta; Magnoliopsida; Malpighiales; Linaceae
Source: the annotation of a GenBank genome assembly